CGGGCUGUGUGUGUGUGUGUACGGAUCAAAGUGGGUUUCCUGCGUGAAGCCAGGGGGUCCUGAGGCUGUGGGGAGAGGGGCUCGGUGUGACAGUUGCAACAGCAUUGCAGCAUCUCUCUCUCACACUCUCUCUCGCUCUCCCGUCUUUUGCUGACCUAGCCUUCUUUUCAAAACAACCUUCCUCUCUCCCUCCGGAUCAUCAUCGCAAGGUGCGGAUGCUUUCUGCAGGCUUGUAUCGUCCCUGUCCUCAGAUUUCCUUCCUCGUCCUCCUCCUCUUCCUCCUCCUGGGCACACUGAGAUCUCCAGCCCCCUCCCCUCCCUCCUCUUUAGCAUCACCGUUAUGAUGAUGGCUGCUGAGUUACAUUGAACAAGAGCAAGCCCAGCACCGGUUCAAACUCAACGGGCGCACCUGGUGGGACACGCAGGGAGGCGAAACGUCCCGUAAAGCUCGCAAGGGGGACGCCGGUAUAAUUAACGGAUCCUUGAAGACCUCAGACUGGUGGAGAAUGGACCAUUCCAUGAAUGGCACCCUAGCGGAGAAGCACAGCCCCAUAGAUUACGGAGUCCAGAUCAGGUUCAUCAAUGACCUGAAGGAGCCCAGGAAAUCCCAAAAAGUCCGCCCCAAGGCAGCCAAGCCGGGCUCCUACGGCGUAGCGGUGCGAGUCCAGGGAAUCGAUGGCCAACCUUUUGUGGUCCUCAACAGUGGGGAGAAAGGGGGCGACUCCUUCGGGGUACAGAUCAAAGGAGGAAACAAAUAUGAAAGGCCAGCUCAGAGUCAGACUUUUGGGGAGACGUUUCCAGGCUCUCCCAGGGCUGCGUCUUCAUCCAAGGAUCUUUCGGGAUCCAUCAGCUCCGACUCGGAUCUUCCCGAAAACCCCUACGGGGCGAAACCUCCUCGAUACGGCUCUCAGUAUAGCACCUCGGAUGAGGAACUAGGCCUACAACGAGGGCCCCCAGCAGAUAGCUUGGAUGGGAUUCGCACGUCCCGUAGCAACCCUUCCUCAGCUCCCCACGGCGGCUAUCGGACACUGCCCCACAAAAAAUCCACGGGGCAGCAGCACCUGCGGCGGACUCAGUCCCACAGCUCUUUGCUCGUUCCCGACCCGAGUGAUCCUCCGGAGCCGAGCCACUCUCCGACGAAUAACUCGGGUUAUGUUUCCCAGUCCUCCCCUUCAGGGAUCCCAGAAAGGGGCACCGCUGCACGGGAUCCCUCUCCCCCCAGGGCCCCCAACCUUAGAGAAUCCACAACCACCAGCUUUUCUGGUUUGCGGUCGGUCCCCAAGCCCACGUCCUCAGCGACGGACUCACCAGAGCCCACCCAACCGGUCCGGACCAACAACGGGGAUAUCGACACAAAGCCGCUGUCCUCCGUGGACUCCUUGAUCCACAAAUUUGAUGGAAAGGCCCCACCGAGGGGCCGAGCCUCCCGCAGGACCCAGGUCUCCCCCAAGAGCCAUCAGCGCUCACGGAGCCUCGAUGGAAGAGGCACUUACCACGAUACGGCUGACGGACGGGAACGAGAGAGCGACGGGCGGCUGGGACAUUUCAAAGAGGCAGCACAGCAAUCCUCAGCGACUAAGCCGCUUGUUUCGGUGAACGCCCCGGGCAGUCGGGGAGCCACUGGUCAAAUGACGAAGGAGAAGAAAGUAGAGAAGGCUAAGAUGAUCCAGGAUUGGGUCAACAAGAGCCUGGAGGAACCUGGGACGGAGAAACAGGCCAGAAAACCAGCCCAGUCUGAUUUGCAGUUGAAGUCCACCCCGGACCUUCUGAGGGAUCAGCAGGAAGUGGCCCAGCCAGGAAGCAGCGAAUACACCAAGGAACUCAUCUACAGCAUCCUGAAGGACAGGAGCACCGAAAGCGACGCCUCGGCAAAGCGAAAAACCAACCUCAUCUUUGAGAAAAUCCAGGGGCUUGCGGCCGCUCCUUCGUCGGAGCUGAGAGGGUCCAGUGUGGAGGUGAUUGAACCGAAGCCGAGUGUGGAAGAACCGGACAGCCGGACCAAGGCACCCCAGAGGGUGGAAUCCUCCCUGGAGACCACCCGGCACGGCCUCCCUCCUCGUCCCCUCGAAAUCCGGCUGCGGGAACUGGAGGAAGAAUGCCAGCGGCUCCAGGAAGCUUUUGAAAAGAAGAGCCGGGAGCUCCAGAGCACGUCAAAAGAGUUGAGAGAUGUCCGAACGGUCAAGGAGCAGCUGGAAGCCAAGCUGACCGACCUUGAAGACCAGCUGACGGAGAUGCAGAAGGCCCUGGAUCGUUUCCAAGAUCUCCCCUCAGGCAGCCCGGAUCAGGACGCCUUGCUGAAGGAGCUGCUGGAGACCCGUGAAGAUCUGGAGGAGAUCUUUGUGGCCAAGCAGAAGCAAGAAGACCAGCUGCGCCAGAGGGAGCGCGAGUUGACCGCUCUGAAGGGGGCCCUGAAGGAGGAGGUGUCCAGCCACGACAAGGAGCUGGAUCGGGUCCGGCAGCAGUACCAGCAGGACAUGGAGCAGUUGCGACGCAACAUGGAGGACGUGUCGCAGGAUCAAGCCAGCCUGGAGGCCGAGAGACAGAAGGUCAACUCUCUGGUGAGGACCCUCCAGACGGAGCUCCAAGAAAGCCAGGAGGAGGCCACUCACUGGAAAGAGAUGUCCCAACGAAACAAGGAGGACCUCCGUAGUGUCAAACAAGAGCUGAUGCAGGUGAAGGUGGAACGCGAGGAGUUUGAGGAGGACCUGAAGGAGAGCCGUGAGCGCUUGGCAGCUCUGCGGAAAGAGAUGGACCAGAUCCGGAACCGUUCGACGGACGCCGAGGGGCUCCAUGAGCUAAGAAAGGAGCUCCGUGAGGCUCGGGAAGAGCUGCAGGACAUGGUGGAGGAGAAGGAAGACCAACACAAGCUCCUACGCCUGCGGGAGAGUGAGAUUGUUGACCUGAAGGAAAAGCUUGAAGAUGAGGUUGCUUCCCGUAGCCGGGACCUUGAGGGACUAAACGUGAGGUUCCAAGAGAAGAUGCAGCAGCUCCAGAAAGACUGCGAGGAAGCGUUUAAGGCUAAGGCAGUCUUGGAAGGUGAGAGGGAGGCCACUGAGCAGAUGCGGAAACUGGUGGAGUCCACCCUGAGGGAAAGUCAGGAAGAGAACGAUGACCUCCGUCGUAAGAUCUUGGGGCUGGAGACCCAACUCAAGGAAUACUACCAUUUUGCGGACAGCUGGCAAGACGUGGAGACCAGGCUGAAGGAGAAGAUUUUCAAGUUGGAGGCUGACCGCAAGCAGAUGGAAGAGUCCGUGAACAACGCCGUGGAUCAGGAGCAAGACCUGCUGCUGGCCAAGAGGUCCCUGGAGAGCCGGCUGGAGGAGGCCCAGCGUAACCUCCAUAAACUCACCCUGGAGCACCAGGACCUGAGUACCUCCUACCAGGAGGAGCUGAAGCAGAAGGAGAUACUCAGGAGGGCCAAAAACGAUCUGGAAGAGGAGAAGAGGCUGCUGGAUAGAAGCAUCGUGAAGCUGACCAAGGAGCUGAAGCAGAUGGCUGAAGAGUCUCACCAGGCCCUCUCGGACUUGCAGUCCCAGCUGGAGGACUACAAGGAGAAGUCGCGCAAGGAGAUCAGCGAUUCCCACAAACAGGCGAAGGACCGGAACGUGGAAGUGGAGAAGAUGCAGUAUGAAUUGGGGCGAUCCCAAGACGAGCUGCUGCGUCUCAGGCAGGCCCUGCAGGACAGCCAGGCCGAGCGAGAGAACGCCCUCCUGGACAAGGAGCUCCUGGCCCAGCGACUCCGCAACCUGGAGCAGGAGAUGGAGACCAAGCAGCGAUUCCAGGACGAUCGAUCCCGGCAGGUCAAAGCCUUGGAGGAUAAAGCCAAGCGCCUGGAAGUAGAGCUGGAUGAGGAACACAAUUCGGUGGAGCUUUUGACCGAGAGGAUCAACCGAUCCAGAGAUCAGAUCGACCAACUACGAGCUGAGUUGCUGCAGGAGCGGUCCGCCCGCCAAGAUCUGGAGUGCGAUAAAGUUGCUUUGGAAAGACAGAACAAGGACCUCAAAAGCCGGCUGACCAGCAACGAAGUUCUGCAGAAACCCAGCGUCAACGUCUCCCAGCUGGAGUCGCGGAUCCAGGACCUCCAGGAGAAGCUCCUGGCGGAAGAGAGGGAGAAGACUGUCCUGCUCUCCUCCAAUCGGAAGCUGGAGAGGAAGGUGAAGGAGCUGAGCAUCCAGAUUGACGAGGAGAGGCAGCAGGUCAACGACCAGAAGGACCAGCUGAGUUUACGGGUCAAGGCGCUGAAACGGCAGGUGGAUGAGGCAGAGGAGGAGAUCGAGCGGCUGGAGGCGGCACGCAAGAAGGCCCUAAGGGAGCUGGAGGAGCAGCACGAGAACAGCGAGCAGCUCCAGAGCCGCGUCAAAGCCCUGGAGAAGGACCUCUGGCGCAAGGCGGCACGCUCGACAGCCGAGUCCUCUCUUCGGGAUGACCAGCUGAGUUCGGACGAAGAUUUGGACAGCGCUUACGGCCCGUCCUCCAUCGCGUCGCUGCUGACAGAAGGGAACCUCCAGACCAGCUCCUGUUAAGGCCCUCUCUGGGGUUGGUUUGGAUGCUCUCUAAGGAUACCCCAGGAACUUUGCAAAACCCACGGUGGGGUGGGAUCCCUGCCCCGAGGGGGAAGGUUUCUCCCAAGUGGGGGCUCCAAAGCAACCAACCCCUUGAUUUUAAAAAACAGAACAGAGGGAAGAUUUUUUAUUUUCAGUUGCGACGAGAAGGAAAAACAGAGCUGCAAGUCUCUAAACGAAAAACUGAGUAUUAUUUACGUUUUUUUAAAAAAAUCUGGUUCUCAGGGCAUUGAGUGAUUAAAUAACAGAGCCUCCUUUUAAAUAUAUACAUAUAUAUAUAUAUGUUUUGUAUAUAGGGCUUAUAAAUGUACGUGCAUCGGGUUGCAUGGAGACGGAGAUGGGCGUGCGCUAAUAUUGCAGAACAAUCCAGAACGGUGAAAAUGGCAUUGCAUGGAAUUGUUCAAGUCCCUCUGGAAGAAGUAUUUGCAGUUUCCCCCAACUGUCUUUUUCCUGCACCGGCUCGGCUUGUGUUCCUCCCCCAGAAGUCUCAACCAGAGGUGGCCUUCCAGAUGUGUCUGAAUCCUAAAUCUCCUUCAGAUCGCUGGCUGGAGAAUCUGGUGGCAGGCAGUUCCACGGGAUCUGGAAGACAGCUGCCCCUCUCCUGACUUUUUCCUAUCUGUUUUUCUCUUGCCCUCAUUCAAAGGAGUGCCUUUGCAACCUUCUUCCCCAGGAAAAAAAAAGAUAAUUUUCAGUGGACAGCUAGAGGCCACGUAGACCACCCUACUAAGAAGCGGUGAGCAAUUUUGACACACACACACACACACACACACACACACACACACACCCAGGAGGGCGAAUAAUCCUUCUCUGGCCAAUUCCUGGUGUUUUCUUACUGUUAAACCAGCCAGGAUUAGAUCAAGGAUUGUAGAGAGUAGCAAAAAAGCAAGAACCAGUUGUGCUUCCGUCUAUCUUACACUCAGAUUGGUGACAAAAAUCAAAUUUAUGCAAACCCCCCCCCAAUUUAAUCUGCAGCUUGUGUGUCUUUAUGACUUGGGGUGUGUUGUACAGACAACACCUCUUGUUUUCUGGCUUGAAAAGAUUCAAAUCAUCUUCAUGAAAUUGCCCUCUUUGGUGCCCCUGCACAAAAGGGCCCGUCAGAGGCUUUCCGCAAUCUGACAUUUGGGAACAACAAGUCCCAUCGUCCAUUCCUCCAAGCCCACAGGCCGAUGGGACUCGGAACCGACAUCCGGAGGGCACCUGGUUGCAGAAGACCCCCUCCUGAGGACAGGUGGGAAGGUGGUUGUAUCUUCCCAGUUAGAAGUAAGUUGUGAAAAUAAAACAACACUGCAGCAGAGUCAAACUCCAAUUCUGCUGCAAAAGCUGCUGGGUUCGGCAACCUAUCUGAGAAGGGCAAAACGGGGGGGGGGGGGAAAUCCCAUUUUUACAAUUCUCUCCUUUAACUGGAGCACCACACAGCUUCUCUUUCGGAGGCGGGAUUGCAGUUUGGGUGCUAAAUUGGCUAUUUUUAAAGCUUUUCUCCGUCUCUCCCGUUGGAGAAUGUCCCGGUUGCAGCAGUGAAGUUUUCCCUCCGGUGUUUUUCCAAUCCUGAAUUGUGUUUUCAUGGCAAAGAGGCAAGCCAUCUACCUUGGCAUGUCGACAGCUCCUUGGCAUCGCUGCGUGAUCUGGAUUCCUGUCUGGUGAGGCUAGUUUUCAACCUGCCAGUGAGCUGGCGGAGAAGAAUGUGGCUGCUUUGCAAACUCCUGCAGCGUUACCAAAUUUAUGUUUUUCCCAAGGGCUGCUUCCUCCAUUUUCUCUCCGGGAGCCCACCUCCGGGUCUACAAAAAUCACCUCUCCAGGCCACGCCUGACACCAAGUGCCUUAUUGUCAGAGCAGAAGGACACUUUGUGUGUGUGUGUGUGUUUCCCGGCUGGUUGGCCGAGAACGUACUCGGAAACACAACACGGUUGGCACAGGACAGAUCUGUAUCUCGUCGCUGGCUAAAUUGCAGCUUGGUUGUGUUCCCAAAGAAGUCAAGUCUCGAAGCAUAAACGGGAUUUAAAAGACCCAUGAGACCAAAAGCAGAAGGAUGGAGAGCCCAAAUGCCGCCUGUUCCAUUUGCAGGUUGAUACGUUGUGAGGCCGGCAACUCGACUUUGACACUGGAGGUAAACUGGACCUUAUUCAGAGAUGACCUUGGAGGGGAAAAAAAGUCAACUUUUUUGAGCUCUGAAUAGUUGAGCUGAAUCCUGGGGGGAGAUGGACCCCGUAUUAGCCCUCACCAUUCUGAUUCCUAGUUGGACACGCUUGCUUUAAGCCAUUGCUGGCAAUUCCGAUUCGGCAAACAGCAAUUAAUUGGAUUAAAUCUGGAAUCCAAAUCAGUAGGAAAUAUUGGGGGCUUCAUCAAGGAACGAUGGGCCUCUGGAGAUUUUCCCAACGAAACCAACUUUAUCCACAAGCCCAUCUCCAAAGCUUUCCAUUUUUUAAUUUCCUACUUGUAUUCUUUUUAUGGCAACGACACCAAUAGUUGGCGGAGAGGGGAAAAAAAAAACCCUUGAAGUUUUGAGCCGAGACUGUGAGCUGUACAAUUUUAAAUUCGCUGCUAAUGCAAUCUGGGCUGAAUUUUAAGAAUGGGCCAUUUUUGAUUUCCUGGAGCUUUAUUUUAUAUAUAUAUAUAUAUUAUUUUCUGGUCUCGAACGAAAAUCAAAAACCCUUGUAUGUUGAUUUUUUUUCAAAUAAAAGAGCUAUAUUUAUCAAA
Crotalus tigris (Tiger rattlesnake) is the source of this 7256-nucleotide messenger RNA. It is a transcript of the gene CGN, whose product is annotated as cingulin. Lineage: Eukaryota; Metazoa; Chordata; Lepidosauria; Squamata; Viperidae. The record is from RefSeq and is a predicted model, not a curated record. The transcript is spliced from 21 exons. Gene Ontology annotation, cellular component: myosin complex. Bases 507 to 4523 code for a protein of 1338 amino acids.